CGCAGCAGCAUGAGCGGCAAGUCGAGCGAUGCCAAGUGGGCAGGUGGCUACACGGAGGCUGAGAUGCAGGCCUUGGCCUUCCGGCGGCGUAUGAAGGAGGAAGCGGCGAACCCAGCCUUGAAGCGCGAUGCCAAGAAGAAGAAGAAGAAGCACAAGAAGAAGCACAAGAAGACCAAGGUCGACGAGUUUGGCCGCGAUAUCCCGUCGAAGCGCCAACGAUCCAGCUCGAUCUCGAGUACGUCGUCGGCGAGCUCCGUCGAGAGCCUGCCGCCGGAGGACCCGUUUCGCCCCGACAUGGAUGAAAACCGCCACCAUGCCCGAAAACCCCGCCGCCAGCCCAGUCGGAGUCGCAGCCGAGGUCGAAGUCGCAGCCGAGGCCGCAGCCAUCGGCAAAGCCGCAGUCGAAGCCGCAGUCGGAGUCGCCAACAGAGACGUAGUCGGAGCCGUAGCCGCAGCCGUGGCGCAAGCCGUCGCCCGUACGUGGACGUUUCCAAACGGGACUGGACGCAUGACGCGUACAUGAACCGAAGCCCGAGCCCGAUGCGCCAAGUUGAUCCUUUCUACAAACCCGAGCCGGAAGCAUGGGUCUCCCGCGCUGGCGGUGUCUACAUCCCCAAAGCCUAGCGCUAGCAAGCAUACUUGCAGUGUACGAUACCGCCAAUCUUCUUCGCGAUUUCGGCGCCCAUCUCCGUUCCGAGCUCAUCCAUCGAGCUUGUCAGAAUCAACCUCGUCGGCCUUUCUCCAUCUUCGCUUUCAACCAAUUUGCAC
Messenger RNA from Saprolegnia parasitica CBS 223.65, 768 nucleotides. RefSeq lists its product as hypothetical. The transcript has 4 exons. Bases 10 to 624 code for a protein of 204 amino acids. NCBI's taxonomy places the organism in Eukaryota, Oomycota, Saprolegniomycetes, Saprolegniales, Saprolegniaceae. The record is from RefSeq and is a predicted model, not a curated record.